CGGCGGGCGCCUCGCCGGGAGAGGUGCCCCGUUUUGUUUUUUCCCGCCCGGCUUCAUUAUUGAUGGCAUCGGGACGGUAAUGCGGAAGCAUGUGUGAACGUUUCAUUACAAAAGGUGGACGCGGCUCGUGUUAAUAUUGCAGACCGGCCGGACCCGACCGGACGGGUGGACGCCUCGGAAAAAAAAACUUUUACUCACUAAAAAAAAAUUUUAAAUUAACAGCCGCAAUUAAAUUUCGGAAUUUCGGGUUCGGUCUUAAGAAAAAUAAAGUAUAGUAAAGUUAGUGAGGGCGCGCGGCGCGGAACUAUCGGGACGCGUGUCGGGGAAAGUUUCAGUCGAACUUGGAGCAAAGUUUCGUCACGUGCGUGUGUGGCCAUCGGACCGGUCGCCUGACGGAUUGGCCGGCCGGUCGCGGCUCGCCGGUCGCGCUCGUAAACCGAGUCCUCGCAAACUCGCCGAAUUCUAUCCCAAUUUUACUAUUUGAAUAGUUUUUAUUGGUGCAUAUUUUGUCAACACUCGGAUUAAGUUUGUUUAUUUGUCCGUCGUGUUCUGUUACCGGACUUUGCUUCUCAUAUAGUGACUUUGUUGAAGUUUUGUUGAUUGUUUUUGUUGAGUUACAUUUUUGUGCGCCCGACGCCGGCCGAUAGAAAAGGUUUACACAUACAAGCUAAAAGGACCUCUGUUAUAUUUAAGAUCACAUCACACAUGAAUCCAUAGUCGUCAAAAUGGUGGACACACAGCAUUUCUGCCUGCGCUGGAACAACUACCAGAGCAGCAUCACAAGCGCCUUCGAGAACCUUCGCGAUGACGAGGACUUCGUGGACGUCACCCUCGCCUGUGAUGGCAAGAGUCUGAAGGCGCAUCGAGUGGUCCUGUCAGCCUGCAGCCCUUAUUUCAGGGAGCUAUUAAAGUCGACGCCAUGCAAGCACCCCGUGAUAGUCCUGCAAGACGUGGCGUUCACGGACCUGCACGCGCUGGUGGAGUUCAUCUACCACGGCGAGGUGAACGUGCACCAGAGGAGCCUCUCCUCCUUCCUCAAGACAGCCGAGGUGCUGCGCGUCUCCGGCCUCACGCACAAUGAGAAUGCACAGGGGCCCCUGAUGCAGCCAGCACGCGCCCCAUCCACGACGUCGCCGCACACGCCGCCGCACUCCGCACACAGCACGCACAUCAGCCACACGCCCUCCUACGACCGCCUGGAGGAGGCCCUGCUGCAGCCGACCAGCUCCAGCGUGCAGCAGCUCAUGCGCCGCACGCCGCUGCCCCCGCGCCGGCUCAGCCGCUCCGCCGACAACAGCCCUGACGUCAUCAAGCGUCCCCGCCACGACAAUAAUAACGAACAGCCCCAGAUCCACGACUUCUCUACAAAGAACAACACCCACGCCCGCGCCCACAACGAGACGGGCAACAACGGGAACGGCAUCUCCAACAGCAGCUCCUCACCGUCUCCGCGGCUCAUGGAGGAUGUGAAGAACGAGCCCAUCGACAUGAUCUGCCCAUCCAACCCGGACAUCGAUCGGAGCACGGACGACACGCCGCCGCAUCACCACAGACCACUUGGAGGAGGUCCGCCGUCUCGCGGCAGCUCUGCUGAUGCCGAGGAGUGCACGCCGCCCCCACACCCGCCGCCGUUCAUACAGCCACCAGACACGAAGCUCUUCAACCCGGCCAACACAUACAACUUUACUAUGGAGGCUCUCUCGCAUCCAUCUUUGACUGGUCUCCAAAGUCCACUGGCUCCGGACGGCAUCGCAAGCACUUCUCAAGCAGUCCCGCCCCUCCGUAUGCCCCCGCCCACCGCCGGCGGUAUCAACGAGCCACAAGAGUGUCCUUACUGCCGCAGGACAUUCUCUUGUUACUAUUCCUUGAAGCGACACUUCCAAGACAAGCACGAGCAGUCGGACACGCUGUACGUGUGCGAGUUCUGCCACCGGAGGUACAGGACCAAGAACUCGCUGACCACGCACAAGAGCCUGCAGCACCGCGGCUCCAGCGGCAUGCUGAAGCGGCUGCUGAAGACGUCGGCGCUGCACUCGGCGCUGGCGCCCUCCCCGCACCACCUGUUCGACCUGGGCGCCGACCACGGCCCGCAGCUGCCGCCCGGCCUUCAAUGACCUCAGACCAUGGCUUAGACCGGUGCCAGAGGUCCCUGUUCCAAAUACACUUGGCCGCCUCGCCAAGUCUAUUUGUAAUACGGCUAGACGACGCGCUUACGACUCGGACAGCAGCAAAUGUGCAAUAUAACGGACAAUGCCAAAUCGGCGCAGGCUCCGGCCGCGCCCAUGGUUAAUCGUAUUAUAAUUAGUAAAAUAUUGACGUUAGGAUUAAAAUUACAUAAACAGUAUUGUCGCACGCGGCCGGUAGAGGUCGCCUAGUGUACGCUUCGACGAUCGGACUUCGCUUUGUGACUAGGACGUAACAGUUGCGAGUUACGGCAUUUUCUAGUGAAAAUGUUCCAACAGUGUUCAUACGACAAUGUAAUCCAGAGCAAUACUAAAGUAUUCAUAUUUCUAGUACUGCCAAAUUAUGCCAACUGUAUUCUAAAGAGAAAUACAUUUUUUAAAAUCACUUUUCGAUAAAUGUCUAGUGUCAAAUUAGAUUCGAUAACUGUACAAAUUGAGAACGUACAAAUUUUAAACCGUAAAUUUUAAAGAAAUGCAAAGAAAAUAUUUUUUACUGAAACUUUUUUCGGAACGCCAAAUCUAAAUUAAUUAAAUGAUACAGAUUAUUUAGCGGUUAAUUACAAAAAUGUUUAGAUUAAAAGUAAAAAAAAAAAUGUUGAUGUUGAGUAAAAAAUUAAAGACUUCUUAGAAUCUGAUUUCGAAAGUACAAAGUGUAACGUCUAACAAUACCUAAUGUAUGUGCGUUUGGCUUCAGUAAUAUAUGAUUAUGAUCAAUGUGUAAGUAGCCGUGCCUUCGUUCGUCUUCGAAAUAUAAAGAUGAAUUUCUGAACUGACGAGGUAUGCGCAAGAGACGGUUCAUGGACGAAUCAAUGUUGGCGGUGACGUUUCGAAAAGGGAAAAUGCUGUAGGGUUGCCAGACUCCGGUGGAAUCCUUGAAUACAGGGUUAAGAGUGAGUAAACAGUUGUAGGAAAUAGAGGCGCUGGUUUGCCAGAAAGUGGGUCUUCGAAAAGCAGUUCGACGAUCGUAUACGUGUGCAUGAUUACAAAUCAUGAAACAAUCAAACAUUAAUUCUUCUGUAUAGAAAUACGUAGACUCUAGGUAUUAAUUAAUAGAAUUAUAUUUAACCUGUAUCCAUUUUCGGAUUUCUCUCUAUGAGUGUAUAGUGGUUCUUAUUUAAAUGUCGACCAACGUAGCUGAUGUCUCGUUAUUGAAAAUUUAUUAGAUUAUUAUUAUAUUAUUCUCAAAAAUCUUAGGAUUACCUAACCAUAAGAUGGCUGCAAAUUGUAUAAAAAUUUAUUUUAUUUACUUAUAUCGUAGAAAAUUGCUUGCGAACCGCGUUUUUCAGGUAACACAACAUAUCUCUUCAGGGUUAUCGAAAGCAAACAUUUCGAUCACGGGAUCGCGAUCCAAUCUCUAACCACAUAUCACAAACCAUGAAUAUCUUUAAUAAAGGAAAGUAUUUUUAACACCGUGAUAUUUCACAAAGCCAAAGAAAACAAGUUAAUGUGAAUAAUACUUGCUGACAUGCAUUUAUUCCCGUAGAAUAUGACAACUUUCUGAACAAUGUUGAAAUACUGAAAUGUAUUGUGCCAUAUCCAAUUUACACGUUUCAUAGAAUUAUCCAAACCCUUGGGACAUAUCAAUGUCACUGUAAGUGAAGUUAAACUCCGACCCAGCCGGGACACACGCAGUGUACCGCAGAGUACAUGCAACAUGCAACAUGCAACGCCAGGCACCAAUGCAUCUACUCACGUUGUUUUAGAGCAAUCAACAUUAUAUUUUUGCAUUUAUUUUUCCAAUGUUAAGCAACUUGGGUAUAGGAUCGUAACGUAGGGUUUUUUGUAUUUUUACUUUCUUUUCGGAAUGUUACAUAUAUGUGUACUUUGUGAUAUGAUAUACAUUUAAUGAGAAGUUGUUUGGUAUAUCCAGAUAUUUUAACAUUUAAGUUUUAUCAUUUUAUCCUCAGCUUAAAUAGAUGUUAAUGUCGGGUUGAUUUAAUAACAAGUGAUUGUUACGUGGACAUUAGCCGGUAAGCCCGUAUACCUCCAUUCAAGUAGUACCUCAACUAUUAUAUUAUUUUGUUUUAUUAUUUUUAUUUCAAUGUUACAGGCUGUUUAAUUUUUAAUGUAAACGGAACACGUCGACGGAAUAUUUUCGGAAAUAUAAAGAUCAUAGCAUCAUUUAGCUGGAGCUUAGAAGGAAAAAGCAAGCGGGUAGUUUGAAUUGUAAAUAUAAGUUAGAUAACUUACACAACUGAAGUAUCGUGGCAUCGCUCGGGAAUAGAAGCCUCGUGAUAUUAUUAACUAAAUAGUAAAUAGAUAAAAUCAUUAAUGGAAAGGAUUUUUAUAUAUUCUACUAAUGGAUUUAUUCAUAGUGAAACUUAGACUUAGUCUUCAUAAUGUUUUUUUAAUGUUUGUGUUUAUUGUUUUCGCUGUGCAAUGAUUUCUUAUUGGUUUGGCUGUUUAUUGAGCUUAUUGUUGACUGCUUCGUUGAAACAUUGGAUUAUACAUCCCCACAUUUAUUUUGUGGUUCGAUUUUUUGGAUGAAUUUUUCUAAAUUGAUCUCAAAUUGACAGCUGCGUACUACAUCAAUUUUGGAGACAGCCGUUGGUGAUUGUUGUUAGGUCUUAUACUAUUGUGAAAUUUGUGUUAAGUUUGGAUUAUGUGUCGGCAAAAACGGAGGAACAGAAAUCGCAGCGUGAAAAAAUUAAAUAAAAAAAUACACAAACACACAAUCGCUAAACAAAAAAACAAUACAGCGAAACAAUAAUAAGUAAAAGUAUAUUUUGCAAUGUAUACCAAAAUACUGCAUUUUUAAAUAGUAAGAUGAAAAGUGAGAAAAUCUUUUUUUUAUAUAUAUUUACGUGUAAAUUAUAGCAGCCCUUUGAAUUCGCAAUAUAAUUUUUCGCUUGUUCGCCAGUUAAUAACGUUAAGUUUAAAGAAAUAAUUUUAUAAACCGACUGUGUUACUAAUUAGUGUAAUGCACAAAGUAAUCAACAACGGGAUGCCUUCUAUACAGUACAACUUUAACAAUAGCCUACACUAGAUAAAUAAAUAAGAAUUGUGCGUACUUUGGAAUGACCAUUUGGCCUUUUUUGACCGUCUCAAAUAAAUAGCACGAAAGGAAAUCGAAAGAAAAGAGUAUUCAUGCGUUAAUGCUCGUGUUUUAGACUACUUAUUGUGCUAGAUAGAUCUGGUAGCUAGCCACAUUUUACAGGCUCCACAGCCAGGUACCUCACGGUCUGCCCCCAAAUGUCAUUCCAAAGUAUUAUAUUGUCCGUUUUCCUUUGCAAAGAUCAAAUAACUUUCGUAUUCGAAUAAAUUAAAAUAGGUAACUGCCGAUUUAUAAAUUUCGUAAACGUUUUGAAUGAUUUUAUAGGGUUUUCCAUGAUUUUCCUUAGGAUUAUUCUUGGAUAUAAUAAUAAUUACCUAAUCUUAUGAUAGGCAGGUAACUUAAACUUGUACAUGAGCGAAGUUAAUACGUCUUUUACGGAGAACUCUCACCUGAAGUAUACAUGUUCACAAACCGCUUCACAAAACUGUUUUAUAAGAGAAUGAAAAUGCUUUUAUCAUAAGUAUUACCUCCUCUAAUUUUAAGUAUUACCUCCAGUUAUAUAAUUUAAUUUCUAAUGUAUUAGUUUAGAACGUGGGUUUGCCUGAACUAUUCAGGCCGAUGUAUUUAUGUAUGUAUUACAGUUACAACAUACAGACAGGACAGUGUUUAUAUUUAUCUAUAAUUAUAUUGUAAAUCAUGAACGAGAUAUAACAGUUGUUAAAUAGUAUUUUCCCAUACAAUCAUUUUUUGUUGAUCCAUUUCCAUGUUUAAAAUGCAAUAGUUAUUUUCCGUUAUUGUUUUAAUUGAAGAUGAAGUUUUCAAUUGAAACAGUAGCGCCACCAGAUCAUACAAUAGUUAUUUAUAUAUAAUUUAAAUUGCUCGGUCGGACGCGGGACAACCUCUUUUUAAGAAUAAAUCGACAGCUUUUUAUUGAGUACUUUUUAAUCGUUGCUCACAAAUUAUUAUAUACGAAUGUGUAGAGUUUCGUAUGCGAGUCAGAGUCGAUGUAUUCUUAAGUCAAUAGCUUUAAUAUUUAUAUCAGUAUCUUCCACUUUAAACAUAAUAUAAUUAUAAAUAAUUACAGUUAUAGCAAUAGUUCCCAAUUCGCCACAGUACCUCAAUAUACUAGUUACAUUUAUGUAUGAAUUUAUUAUAAGAUACAAUCAGCAGAUUUCCUGUUUUUAAUGUCAAUUAAGAUAUAAGAAGCUCUAUUUAUUACUAAUGUAAGUCUUAUUUCCCACUUUAUGUUUCUCAUCUCGCAUUUAUGCGACAUUUCGACUUCAAAAUUCAAUUCAAGCCCUCGUUAUAUGUUUGUAGUUUAUUAUUUUUUCUUCAUAAAGUUUCGCGUCAAAAACCCUAGUGCCAAAUAUUGACAAUACAUUACAAGUCACAUGUCAAAGAACUCUUUAUUAUAAUUUAAAGUACUAUAGUACGUCAGAGUAACACCAGGGUUGGACUCCCGACAUUGGUAACGAUAAUCAUCGCUUGCUAAGUCGUCAAUUUACUUAAUAGAUUCUCAACCUUAUCCUUUUGUCAUAAACUCGAAAAUCUAUUAAUGAAAUUCUCAACUUAGCGACUGAUUUCUUUCGUUACCAUUGCCUAGACUGCCAGCCCUGGUACCUACAGUAAAUAGUAACAUUAAUAUAGUUCCGUAACUCAAAGUGCACUUACAACUUUUUAUAUAAAAAUAAUAAGUAUUAUAUAAUAAGUAGUACAUGUGUCCCCCCGGCCGAGCAAUAUCGUUGAUACCCGUCUAUAUAACAGUACAUAAAAGAAAGUAUUUACAAUAUACACGCUAUGACAUACAAUAUACUGACAGUUAAAUACUAGAAGUAACUUAUAUCUACAGAUAAAGUAAGGCAGUGGUGCAGUUUUACCAAAAGCUGUUGUUUUUAAGCAAGUUUAUUAUACAAUCCGAGUGUUGAGUGCUGUACUGUUGAGCAUCGGAUGCCGUGGACGCGUGCGCAGCUCACGCACUGCGCAUGUGCUGUUGUAGUAUACUCAUUACUGAGUUGUUUUCCUAAUGUUUACGUUUUUAUGUUUUAGUAAAACUGUGCCGCUGUUUCUUGUUAUGCUCGGUAACACAUUUUAUACACAGAAAUAUUUUUUUACGAGAAAAAAAAUACAAUUUAUAUUGUGAAAGUUAAUUAAGUGGCAAUUCUAAUUUACUGCAUUAUAUUUUUGCUGACACACUUAGGAUUAGAUUUUUCUUUUUUUUUUCGUAAUUUAAUGUAUGCACGAUCUGCGUUUUUAUUAGCAUUGAUUUUCUUUUUCUUUAUAAGCUGGUGUCGCAGGUGACACUUGCGCUUGAUACAUAAAAAAAAUUGAAAAAUAAAAUUAAUAAUUUAUUGUAUUUAGAUAUUUGGUAAAAAACUAACAAGUCGAUCAAGCGUGAGUGCCACUUGCGACGAUUUAAUAUGCCUAAACUAAUAUUGUGUUACUAUGUAAAAGUUAUAGUUUGCCAUCGUUGAUCAAAGAUGAAAAAAUAUGUGUUAAAUUUAGUUAAAUGGAGUUUUGUUAUACUUUUAAAGGGUCCGGGGAUGUGGUGUGUACAAAAAUGAAUUAUAGUAUUGUGUAAUGAUCGAAUAAGGUUUAGAUGUGGGGCCGAUAGGACCUGGUAGGCUUCUCUUGACAGUUGUUGUAAGUUACACCUCAGUCGGUGAAGACACUUAAAGUACUAUUGUUUUAGAUACGAGGUCGCGGUAACGAAGUGGGCUGGGCAUACACUGGAGUCAUGAGCGCCGGCCCUGGGCGGGGAACUCAGCACGGGACGUCUUAGUGCCAAUAUCAUAGGUUUUAUAGUAUAUAUUGCAUAGUAUGUAAUCAUAAAAGGUUUCUCUCGUGGCUCAGUACGUGUUCAGUUCCUCGUUCAGUUCCAGCCUGUUGUAAAUUAAGUGUAACUGUGUAAGGAAUAAUUCGUGUAAAACACUUUUCGUAUGAAUGCAGUCAAAUCAAUCAGUAUUACUUAUAAAUCGCAAUAGUGGACAGUUUUGAGGAAACGUCCGACAUUUUUAAUAUUAAUAUUAAUAGAGAGACAGUAGGGCCGCCUGAUUCGUAAUGAGUACAUUACUUGUUGGAAAGGGAACGUGGAAAAUACUCCGGUAUAUAAGCCGCAAUGUACAACGAAUCGGUAAAUCUGCAUUGAUACUAAAAGUAGUACUCAUGAUGUCCAGUGAUGUUUACAAAGUGGUGUCUUUACUUGUUUUGAUGUUGUUGAUAUUUGUGAAUAAGGAAUCAAUUCGGGUUGAGUAGGACUGUCACGGGCACAGAGGCACACGAUUACAACACUGAGUUCUCAUUCCAUUGCGGGAUUCCUGCGGUCCUUAUCACGACAAUACUUUACGAAGCCGGUAAUGGAACGAGAAACGAGUUGAAUGAUCAGUGUAUCCUAAUGCCGUGAUGGUCACGUUGGUAGGAAGUUAGGAACAUAUCAGAUAGUCGGAGAACUUAGUACUGUAAGUAUCUUUGAAUCUGACUCUUGUCUAAACAAUACUGGAGAAAAUAUAUCGGUUAUUUUUAAGUUUAGGUUUCUUACAAAAUCUGCGUUUCGAAUUCUCAGCAACGUAUAACAGUUGAAUGUAAUAAAAGUAUAAAAUAAACUCGCAGUGAUUCCAUUGAUA
Molecule: messenger RNA, 8798 nt
Organism: Spodoptera frugiperda (fall armyworm)
Lineage: Eukaryota; Metazoa; Arthropoda; Insecta; Lepidoptera; Noctuidae
Gene: br
Product: broad-complex core protein isoforms 1/2/3/4/5
Exons: 8
Coding region: 726-2114 (462 amino acids)
Biological process (GO): regulation of transcription by RNA polymerase II
Cellular component (GO): nucleus
Molecular function (GO): protein binding
Source: RefSeq, a predicted model, not a curated record